This is a messenger RNA of Exaiptasia diaphana, 3264 nucleotides long. Its product is annotated as MATH and LRR domain-containing protein PFE0570w. The coding region runs from base 12 to 1685 and encodes 557 amino acids. NCBI's taxonomy places the organism in Eukaryota, Metazoa, Cnidaria, Anthozoa, Actiniaria, Aiptasiidae. The transcript is spliced from 6 exons. The record is from RefSeq and is a predicted model, not a curated record.
GAGUUUUCAAAAUGGCUGAAAAACAAAACGACAUUUUGCUGAAUAAUAGCCUAAACCAGGACGAAGUUGCCCUCGCUGUUGAACUUGCUGAAGCAUUACGAGCAGAUGAAGUUGAUAAAUUUCUCGAACUCUACGACAACAUCCCCAAAACCCUUGAAACAGAGCGGGUUGAUCAAGUCAAGGAAAUGGCACGACAGCUUGCUGCAUUGCCAAAAAAGCAGUUUGAAAUGUAUAGGGCAAAACCCAAAACACUUGUUGCAAGAGAGAUUUUAACUCUGCCAACGACUACUAUAAAUAUUUCGAACAAGUUUGGAAUUAAUGGCAUUCAYACUACUUCUACAGACUUUAAACUCAAUGAUACUUUUCUAAAUAUGACUCUCCAGUCAAAUGAAGAUACUAUUGAAACUGUUACUCCUCCUAGUAAUCCUAGUACAUCUGCUAAAAAGAAAGCCAAGAAGAAAAAGAAAAAAUCUUCAACUGCAUCUGAUCAAGCAUCUAAUGUAGAGAACGCGAACUCGAGUGUGAUAAUUGAAAAUAAAUUAUUAGAUUCUGGAGAGAGUGGUUCAAGAAUUGUGACAAUGAAUAAGAGUAUGGUYGCUGAUAUUUCUGUUGUUAAACCUGAGGAAAAAAGUUAUAAAAAGCAGUCAAUUGAGGAAAAUAUUGUGGAUACAACAGAGAAUGGUGUUGAACAACUGGACUCGGAAACAACGGACUCACCAGAAGAAUUACGUCAACUCUCUUCUCCACCAUUUGGUCAUCCUCUCUCAACUGAUAAACUCAUUCAGUCGGCCAUUGAACUACUUUCUUGUGAACCUUCCAAUGACAUCUACAAGAUUGAUAAUAGUGCUUCAAAUAAGGAACCAAGCAAAACUGACCCUCAAGACAUUAGUAGAUCCAGUAAUGUUUCGAUGGAUUCAUCUGUAGAUGGACCUCUAGUAGAUAAGGACAACCUAAAAGACAAUUCUAGAUCUCCUGAUCCAAUUGAUCUUAAAGUUGAUGAAUCUGUUGAUGGUGAUAUUUCUAAUUUGUCUGCCUGGGAUGAAGAUGAAGGGUGGCAGUCUCAAGGCAGAAGAUCUCAUAGAAAGAGAAAGAAGGACUUUCAAAGUAGAGAAAGAAGUAAUUCAGGCAAAAAAGACAUUCCAAAAGAAACAAAGCAAAAUAACAGAAGGCAAAAUCCUAGGGGUAGUCACAACAGAAACUUUAUUGCAAAGCCUAAUGAUUUCUCUAAUGGAUCAAAGACUUUGAAUUUGAAAGCAGAAAACGAUAAUGUACAAAAAAUAGAAAAAUGUAACAAAACGACUGAUAAUUCAACUUCAAUUUCAAAAACGGAAAAGGAAGAGAAAAAUAGUAGUAAUAACACUGGGGCUGUAUUCUCAUAUAGAGAUGCUCUUCUGAAAGCCAAAUCUAAACCCACWGAAGAAUUACAAUACAACAGUGACAGUGGAGUUGACGUGAACAGUGUUGGUUCAUGUGACUCAGCCAUACACUCCCCUAAAAUAGCUGAUGAAUUCGACUUAGAAGAAGCUGUCAAUUAUCUUAUGAAAGGUUGGAAUGAAGUGAAAGAGCUUCAUAAAAAAGGACAAGUGGUGUAUCACAGAGAUGUUGACAACCAACCUUCUGCCAGUAAGAAAAAGAACUUUAGAAAACCUGGUUGGCAUGGAAAACCAAGGCAUCAGACCAAGUAAACAAUAGAAUAUUGUUGUAAUAAGGGUAUCCCAUUGGCUUCAUGACAUGGAUUAGCCAUUCAAAUAGGUCGACAGAAAUAGCUCUAAAUUAAUUGACCUCUUUUGCCUUCAUUUAUCAGAUGGCAUCUUUCACAGUCUUUGAAAUAAUUGGACAUAAAUUGUCACUGAAAGUUGUACCAUUUUACGUGUAUCUUUAGUUUUGUGUUAUCAUUAAUAUUAUUUAGAAGUUAAAAACUAUGCAUGCCUCAAUUAAUUAAUCUCAAAAUUAUCCCAUUGAUUUUGGAUAAUGUAUGUUUGUACAACUGCUCCAAGGACAAAUUAUGUUCAUAACAUUUCUGUGUUUGUAAGAGGAAUAGAUUAGCUAUGCACACUAGUACAUACGUAAUUUAAGUCAUUUUUUCAGGUCACUAAUAUUUCACCUCAAUUUAAGGAAAUUAAUUCAAUUUUUUAUGACAUAAGCAGUCUAUGCUUUUCCUUUCUUGGGUUUUUCAGUGCACCACUAAAUAAAUGUAUUUAAUUUUUUUAUUAAUAUUACAUAAUGAACGCAAUUGGCAUUUUGAAAAAUAUCUCAUCCACUUGCUAUUAAAUGAAACUUAUUAAUAAUAUUCAUCACUAUCAUUCUAUGAAUGAAAAAAAAAAUGUUUAUAUGUACGUAAUGGGUGUAAAGUGAGAAUUUAGUGUGAAUAUUUUAACUGGGUUAUUUUUGUGAAAACAUUUGAUACAUCUAUUUCCAUAGAUUUUAAUACAUAUUGAAUAAUAAUUUUCUAAUUUAUUGACAUGCAUUUGAUGACAAAUUAAGAAGAAAAGAUUUAUAACAAGCUAAAGCAGCCGAUUUAGACUUUUGUGUGUGGAUUUAGAAAUUAUUCUUUUCACUCAGUAAGGCAAAAGCUAAAAAUGAUAUAUAACGUUUGAAAAACAUUUUAGGUGCUACAGUAUAGCAAAAUAUGCUGAAAAAAAAAACUGAACAAAAAUGGAUAUAAAUGGAUUUAACAUUUUUUGCAGUCUCAGCAGACUGAACCUACUAGAGUGUAUUUGAUAUAUCUGAUAUAUACAAAAUAAUUCUUAAAGUACCAAAGUUACUGGUUUUCCUUCUUCUGUGAAAGAAUUGUCAAAGGAUAGUUCAUAGUUAUAGUCUUCAAACACAUUGUUUUCUUUUGCUCACUAUAAAUAAGCACAAAGUAGGUAGUCAUUUUAUUUUAUUUUCACAGAGGAGAAAAAAAUACGACCUGUAUUUAGAAACUGUAGAUUUUAUUUCAAAUAUAUGAAAUGCACUCUAUUAGGUUGAAUUUUUAUGAUUUCUGAUGAACAUUUUUUGAGGGAUGUAUUUUGUGCGUUCUACUACUUUCAUUUUCUUGUGUUUUGCUGAAAUUUAGGGUAUUGAUUUAGUUAAUCAGAUUAAUUUAAUUACCAUAGCAAACAGAAUAAUAUGAAUUUGCAGGUUUUGCUAUUGGCAAUCAAAAAAUAGAAAAACAACACCAAAGUAAGACAAGAAAGGAAUGAAUUUGAUUUUUUAUAUAUUAGUAUAGAAAAAACUUUCUUGCUAAUAAUCAAAAUCAUUUACAUGAUUUGCAAAGCAUUG